Messenger RNA from Harpia harpyja (harpy eagle), 1906 nucleotides. It is a transcript of the gene WNT2, whose product is annotated as Wnt family member 2. Gene Ontology annotation, biological process: neuron differentiation; multicellular organism development; canonical Wnt signaling pathway. Lineage: Eukaryota; Metazoa; Chordata; Aves; Accipitriformes; Accipitridae. The record is from RefSeq and is a predicted model, not a curated record. Bases 67 to 1143 code for a protein of 358 amino acids. Gene Ontology annotation, cellular component: extracellular region. Gene Ontology annotation, molecular function: frizzled binding; cytokine activity. The transcript has 5 exons.
UUGUCGCUCCAUGGGAUUUCUUCUGCCCCCCGCGACUGACCUGAUGUGGACCGCAGCGUUUCUAACAUGAACUUUCUCUCUGGGAUCUGGUGGUCUCUUCCCCUGGUCUUGGUCUGGGCGACCCCACCAGUCACCUCCUCAUGGUGGUACAUGGGGGCCGUGGGGUCGUCGCGGGUGAUGUGCGACAACGUGCCGGGGCUGGUGAGCCGGCAGCGGCAGCUCUGCCGGCGCUACCCCGAGGCGAUGCUCUCCAUCGGCCGCGGCGUGGCCGCCUGGACGGCCGAGUGCCAGCACCAGUUCCGCCGGCACCGCUGGGACUGCAACGCCCUGGAGCGGGGGCAGCGUCUCCUCGGCCGCGUCCUGCUGCGCAGUAGUCGGGAAUCUGCUUUCGUACAUGCCAUCUCCUCCGCCGGAGUUGUUUUUGCCAUCACCAGGGCAUGUAGCCAAGGGGAGCUGAAAUCCUGCUCCUGCGAUCCCAAGAAGAAAGGCUCUGCCAAGGACAGCAAAGGCCAUUUUGACUGGGGUGGCUGCAGCGAUAACAUCGACUACGGUGUUAAAUUUGCCAGAGCCUUUGUGGAUGCCAAAGAAUGGAAAGGAAAAGAUGCAAGAGCACUGAUGAACCUUCACAACAACAGAGCUGGAAGGAAGGCCGUGAAGCGGUUUUUGAAACAGGAGUGCAAAUGUCACGGUGUGAGUGGAUCAUGCACUCUAAGGACCUGUUGGCUGGCCAUGGCAGACUUUAGGAAAACAGGAGAUUAUCUGUGGAAGAAGUACAAUGGAGCGAUUCAGGUGGUCAUGAAUCAAGAUGGCACGGGUUUCACUGUGGCUAAUAAGAGAUUUAAGAAGCCAACUAAGAAUGACCUGGUAUACUUUGAAAGCUCUCCAGACUACUGUAUCAGGGACAGGGAUGUAGGGUCCCUCGGGACAGCUGGUCGGGUUUGUAACCAAACCUCCCGUGGCAUGGACAGCUGUGAAGUGAUGUGCUGCGGGAGAGGCUAUGACACCUCCCGUGUCAGCAGAAUGACAAAAUGCGAGUGCAAAUUCCACUGGUGUUGUGCUGUGCGCUGCCAGGACUGCCUAGAAGUGGUAGAUAUUCACACCUGCAAAGCGCCGAAGAGCACGGGCUGGAUCUCCCGGACAUGAUGCACAGGCUACUGAUGCUUGAGGACCACAGCCUUUGCCCUUCCCGGUCCGUGCAGGGAAUGCGUCUGAGGUCUUACUCUACUUUUACGCCACUUUUGCCUUUGUCUUUCAUUGCACAGAAGCUACUGAAUAAUUAAUACAAACUCUGCGGCAUUUACUUCCCAUUUCUGCAUGACAGUGUUGCUGCAGAGUUGUCUGUGCAUAAACUGAUGCAGCUCUGGAAGGACGUACUUCUGCUGGGACUCUUCCAACCAACACGUAACUCUCCUCCGGACUCCUUGAGGCAAUUAAUUCCUGCCAUCAGGAACACAGCAAGAUGCAAAGAUGGGGCAUUUCGUACAAGACCACCACCACCAACUGCAUGGGCUGAGCUUGCUCAAGCAUCUUCCAAAGGAUCUUGUGCUGGUCACAGUCGUGCCCUGGAUACUGAAGUGCUUGGGAGUUUGAGCACCGGUUGGUGAUUCCUCCAUGAGAGAAAAUUUGGGGCCAGGCUGGGUGAAAGGCUUUAUCAGAGGGGUGUUUGUCUAUCGCUGUUGGACUGGAGUUUGCGGUGAGGUGGCCACCGGAGGCCACCCCAGCCACCGUUAGCAUGCCGCAGCUUCCUGUGGGGCAGAAAUUGGCCCACGGCGAAAAGCAAAGGAAACUGCAGGAGAUGUAUUCAACCACAACAUUUUCAUAAGCUAUUAAAGAGUCAAAGCAAAUGUCUUAGUUAUAUAUUUGUGAAAACUUGCCUUAAAAGCUUUUAAAAGGUCAUUAAUAUUAA